GAGGGAGGGCAAAAGGAAGAGAGUUAGAAAAAAAAAAAUAGAAAGAGUGAGUGAAGCAGAGAAAGAGAGGGAGGAAGUGAGAGCAGUGGUUUAGCCUGUAGUCUCAGCUGUCGACGGGGAAGAAGUUUGAUUUAACGGUGACUGCGCCACUCGGUGAUUGUUAGCCACCCUCUGAAAGGCGUCCCGCACCCUACAAGCAGCUACCAUGUCAGACGCAGACAAGUUCCUGUACGUGGACCGUAAUCUGGUCAACAACCCACUGGCACAGGCGGACUGGGCCUCCAAGAAGCUGGUAUGGGUGCCAUCAGAGCGCCUGGGCUUCGAGGCCGGCUCGGUGAAGGAGGAGCAUGGCGAUGAGUGUGUGGUGGAGCUGGCGGACUCUGGUAAAAAGAUCAGGGUGAACAAGGACGACAUCCAGAAGAUGAACCCGCCCAAGUUCAGCAAGGUGGAGGACAUGGCCGAGCUCACCUGCCUGAACGAGGCCUCCGUGCUGCACAACCUGAAGGAGAGAUACUACUCUGGACUCAUAUAUACGUACUCCGGUCUCUUCUGUGUCGUCAUAAACCCCUACAAGAACCUGCCCAUCUACUCGGAGGAGAUCGUUGAAAUGUACAAGGGCAAGAAGAGGCACGAGAUGCCGCCUCAUAUCUAUGCCAUCACUGACACAUCGUACAGAAGCAUGAUGCAGGAUCGUGAAGACCAGUCCAUCCUCUGCACAGGAGAGUCUGGUGCUGGAAAGACGGAGAACACCAAGAAGGUCAUCCAGUACUUGGCUCACGUGGCCUCUUCUCACAAGACCAAGAAAGAUCAGAACAGCUCGGUCCUGUCACAUGGGGAGCUGGAGAAGCAGCUGCUGCAGGCUAACCCCAUCCUCGAAGCCUUUGGAAAUGCCAAGACUGUCAAAAAUGACAACUCCUCCAGAUUCGGAAAAUUCAUCAGGAUCAACUUUGACGUCAACGGUUACAUCGUUGGUGCCAAUAUUGAAACCUACUUGCUGGAGAAAUCGCGUGCCAUCCGCCAGGCCAAAGAGGAGAGGACCUUCCAUCUCUUCUACUACUUGCUCACAGGGGCUGGAGACAAACUGCGCCGUGACCUCCUCCUUGAAAAUUACAACAACUACCGUUUCCUUUCCAACGGGAACGUUACGAUUCCAGGGCAGCAGGACAAGGAUCUAUUUACAGAGACCAUGGAGGCCAUGAGGAUCAUGGGUAUUCCGGAGGAGGAGCAGCUGGGCAUGCUGAAGGUGGUGUCCUCUGUGCUGCAGCUCGGCAACAUGAGCUUUAAGAAGGAGCGCCACACAGACCAGGCCUCCAUGCCUGACAACACAACUGCCCAGAAGGUGUGCCACCUCAUGGGCAUGAAUGUCACAGACUUCACCAGGGCCAUCUUGUCACCCAGGAUCAAGGUGGGCAGAGACUACGUCCAGAAGGCCCAGACACAGGAGCAGGCUGAGUUUGCUGUGGAGGCCCUGGCCAAGGCCACGUAUGAGAGGAUGUUCCGCUGGCUCGUCAUGAGGAUCAACAAAGCCCUGGACAAGACCAAGAGACAGGGGGCCUCCUUCAUUGGCAUCCUGGAUAUCGCUGGCUUUGAGAUCUUUGAGCUGAACUCGUUCGAGCAGCUGUGCAUCAACUACACCAAUGAGAAGCUGCAGCAGCUCUUCAACCACACCAUGUUCAUCCUGGAGCAGGAGGAGUACCAGAGGGAGGGCAUCGAGUGGAGCUUCAUCGACUUUGGCCUCGACCUGCAGCCCUGCAUCGACCUUAUUGAGAAACCUGCCAAUCCCCCUGGUAUCCUGGCUCUGCUGGAUGAGGAGUGCUGGUUUCCCAAGGCCACAGAUAAGAGCUUUGUGGAGAAGGUGCUGCAGGAGCAGGGCACACACCCCAAGUUUUUCAAGCCCAAGAAACUGAAGGACGAGGCAGACUUCUGCGUCAUUCACUAUGCUGGAAAGGUGGACUACAAAGCUGGCGAGUGGCUGAUGAAGAACAUGGACCCGCUGAAUGACAACGUGGCCACGCUGCUCAACCAGUCCACUGACAAGUUUGUCUCUGAGCUGUGGAAGGAUGUGGACCACAUUGUAGGUCUGGAUAAGGUGUCCGGCAUGUCUGAGAUGCCCGGUGCCUUUAAGACCCGUAAGGGCAUGUUCCGCACAGUGGGCCAGCUGUACAAGGAGCAGCUGUCCAAGCUCAUGGCCACUCUGAGGAACACAAACCCCAACUUUGUCCGCUGCAUCAUCCCCAACCAUGAGAAAAAGGCUGGUAAACUGGACCCCCACCUGGUUCUGGACCAGCUGAGGUGCAAUGGUGUGCUGGAGGGGAUCCGUAUCUGCAGACAGGGCUUCCCCAAUCGCAUCGUCUUCCAGGAGUUCAGACAGAGGUAUGAAAUCCUCACUCCCAAUGCCAUCCCCAAGGGCUUCAUGGAUGGAAAACAGGCCUGUGUGCUCAUGAUCAAAAGCCUGGAGCUGGAUUCCAACCUGUACCGCAUCGGCCAGAGUAAAGUUUUCUUCAGAGCCGGAGUCCUCGCUCACCUGGAGGAGGAGAGAGACAUGAAGAUCACAGACAUCAUCAUCAGUUUCCAGGCCUGGUGCCGAGGCUAUGUGGCCCGCAAGGCAUUUGCUAAGAGACAGCAGCAGCUGACUGCGAUGAAGGUGAUCCAGAGGAACUGUGCCGCUUACCUUAAACUCAGGAACUGGCAGUGGUGGAGGCUCUUCACCAAGGUGAAGCCUCUGCUGCAAGUCAGCAGGCAGGAGGAGGAGAUGCAGGCCAAGGAUGAAGAGCUGAACAAGGUGAAGGAGAAGCACCUGUAUGCUGAGCAGCAGCUCCAGGAGUUGGAGGACAAACAGCAGCAGCUGAAUGCUGAGAAGAUGGCCCUGCAGGAACAGCUCCAGGCAGAAACGGAGCUCUGCGCUGAGGCUGAGGAGAUGAGAGCCCGUCUGGCUGCCAGGAAGCAGGAGCUGGAGGAGAUCCUGCACGACCUGGAGGCCCGGGUGGAGGAGGAGGAACAGCAGCUGGAUGAGGAGGAGGCAGCCAGACAGAAGCUGCAGCUGGAGAAGGUCACCCAGGAGGCCAAGUUGAAGAAGAUAGAAGAGCAUGUUAUGGUUCUUGAUGAUCAGAACAACAAACUAAACAAGGAGAAGAAGUUGCUGGAGGAGAGGAUCUCCGAGUUCACCACCAACCUGGCAGAGGAGGAGGAGAAGUCAAAGAGCCUGCAGAAACUAAAGAACAAACAUGAGGCCAUGAUCACAGACCUGGAGGACCGCCUGCGCAGGGAGGAGAAGCAGCGUCAGGAGCUGGAAAAGAACCGGCGCAAGCUGGAGGGCGACUUUACUGAGACCCACGACCAGAUUUCUGAGCUGCAGGCCCUGAUCGCUGAGCUCCGUGCCCAGCUAGCCAAGAAGGAGGAAGAGCUCCAGGCAGCUUUAGCCAGGAUCGAGGAGGAGGCAGCACAGAAGAACCUGGCGCAAAAGAAGAUCCGUGAGUUGGAGGCUCAGCUCUCUGAAUUGCAGGAGGACUUGGAGCUGGAGAAGCAGGCUCGCGCCAAGGCCGAGAAACACCGCAGGGACCUGGGAGAAGAACUGGAGGCCCUGAAGACUGAGCUGGAGGACACUCUGGACUCCACUGCUGCUCAGCCGGAACUCAGGUCCAAGCGUGAGACCGAGGUGGCACAGCUUAAAAAGACUCUGGAAGAGGAGGCCAAAGUCCACGAGUUGCAGCUGGUUGAGAUGAGACAGAAGCAUAGUCAGGCCUUUGACGAGCUCAAUGAGCAGCUGGAGCAGGCUAAGAGGAACAAAGUGUCGAUGGAGAAGGCCAAGCAGGCUCUGGAGUCCGAGAGGAACGAGCUCACUAUUGAGCUGCAGACUCUGAUGCAGGGGAAAGGAGACUCAGAGCAUCGCAGGAAAAAGGCUGAAGCUCAGCUCCAGGAGCUACAGCUCAAAUACACAGAAAGCGAACGCCAGAGGGUGGAGCUCUCUGAGAAACUGACCAAAGUGCAGGCUGAGCUGGAGAAUGUCAGCACCGUUUUGAGUGAUAUAGAGAGCAAGUCCAUCAAAGCAACCAAAGACUGCUCCGCUGUGGAGUCCCAGCUGCAGGAUGUUCAGGAGCUCCUCCAGGAGGAGACACGGCAGAAACUGGCGCAGAGCACGCGCCUGCGCCAGCUGGAGGAGGAACAGCACAACCUGAGAGAGCAGCUGGAGGAAGAAGAGGAAGCCAAGAAGAAUGUGGAGAAGCAGCUUCAGGCGGUGCAGGCUCAGCUUGCUGAAAUGAAGAAGAAGGUGGAGCAGGACGCCAGCUGUUUGGAGAGUGCGGAGGAGGGAAAAAAGAGGUUUCAAAGGGACCUGGAGGCAACAAACCUGCGCCUGGAGGAGAAAUGUACUGCCUACGAGAAGCUGGACAAAACCAAGACACGUCUCCAGCAGGAGCUGGACGACCUGCUGGUAGACCAGGACCACCUCCGGCAGAUUGUCUCCAACUGGGAGAAGAAGCAGAAGAAGUUUGACCAGAUGCUGGCGGAGGAGAAGACCAUCUCCACCCGCUACGCAGAGGAGCGUGACCGAGCUGAAGCUGAAGCUCGUGAGAAAGAGACCCGGGCUCUGGCUUUAACCCGUGAGCUGGAGUCUCUGAGGGACAUCAAGGAAGAACUGGACCGUAACAGCAAAAUGCUGCGGGCUGAGAUGGAGGACCUGGUCUCCUCCAAGGAUGACGUUGGCAAGAGUGUCCACGAGCUGGAGAAGGCCAAGCGUGCAAUGGAGCAGCAGCUGGAGGAGAUGAAGACUCAGCUGGAGGAGCUGGAGGAUGAGCUGCAGGCCACCGAGGACGCCAAGCUGCGCCUGGAGGUCAACAUGCAGGCCAUGAAGGCCCAGUACGAGAGAGACCUGGCAGGACGUGAUGAGAUGGGCGAGGAGAAGAAAAGAGCACUGGUCAAACAGGUGCGGGAGAUGGAGAAUGAGCUGGAGGAUGAGAGGAAGCAGCGUUCUGCCGCUGUGGCCGCACGCAAGAAGCUGGAGCUGGACCUGAAGGAGCUGGAGGCCGGCAUUGACAUGGCCAACAAGAACCGCGACGAGGCCCUGAAGCAACUGAAGAAACUCCAAGCCCAGUUGAAGGAUCUUAUCCGGGAGCUGGACGACACUCGCAUGUCCAGGGAGGAGAUCCUUGCCCAGAGCAAAGAGACUGAGAAGAAGCUGAAGGGCAUGGAGGCCGACAUGCUCCAGAUGCAGGAGGAGGUGGCAGCUGCAGAGCGAGUGAAGCGACAGGCCCUGCAGGAGAGAGACGAGCUGCAGGAUGAGAUUAAUAACCAGGCUAGCAAGAAUGCUCAGAUUGCAGAGGAGAGAAGGCGCCUGGAGGCUCGUAUUGCUCAGCUGGAGGAGGAGCUGGAGGAGGAGCAGUGCAACACCGAGCUGAUCAACGACAGGCUGAAGAAAGCAAUGCUGCAGACUGACCAGAUGAAUGUGGAGCUGACAGCGGAGCGCAGCACCUCUCAGCGGGUAGAGGGGGCUCGGGCUCAGAUGGAGCGACAGAACAAGGAGCUGAAACUGAAGCUGCAGGAGCUGGAGGGAACAGUCAAGUCCAAGUACAAGGCCAACAUGGCUGCCCUGGAGGCCAAGAUCGCUCAGCUGGAGGAACAGCUGGACAUGGAGAGCAGGGAGAGGCAGGCCGCCACCAAGCUUGUGAGACGCACAGAGAAGAAGCUGAAGGAAGUCAUCCUGCAGGUGGACGACGAGAGACGCAACACAGAGCAGUACAAGGACCAGGCUGACAAGCUCAACUCCCGCAUCAAGCAGCUGAAGCGUUCGCUGGAGGAGGCUGAGGAGGAGGCUCAGAGAGCAAACGCCAACCGAAGGAAACUGCAGAGGGAGCUGGAGGACGCCACUGAGUCGGCAGACGCCAUGAAUCGUGAAGUCAACACCCUCAAGAGCAAACUCAGGCGUGGCGACCUCCCCUUCCCCAUACGCCGUGCUGUUCCCCGCGUUGGCAUAGAGAGCGACGAGGAGAGCGAGGCCAAGACCCCGACUGAGACUCCCGAGCCCAAGCCUGAAUGAACAUCCGCAGUGCUGCUCGACUCCACAGAACCACAUCACAACACAGACCCACAAACACAUGAGCACACAUCACUGUAGCUGCUGAACAGCGUCUCCUCGUGUUUAGUCACGUCGCAGUCUCACUGACAAUCUAUGCAUUCUUAACACACACACACACACACACAGAUGCCAGUAAACUCGGACAAUCACCACGCUGACACACACACACACACACACACACACACACACAUGUAGGUUAUUUUGGGGCCAAAUUGUUCUUUUGCUUCAUCUUUCAUUCUUUUGGAAAAAUAAAAAAAAAAUAUUUUUGUAAGGAAACAUUCCAGCCCUGCAUUUUUCUAAUCGAGGCCAGAAAUCAAAGAAACAUAAAUGAAGAGUGAUUUCUGGAGGAGGACCAAAGUAAUAUCAGUCUGUAGAACUGUAUUUUAUGCUGAAGUUUUUAUAACGUUAAAAAUGGAAGUGCUUCAUGUUUAUUAUGCUCUCGCCUCAGUUUAUAUAAUGAAGGUUUAUAUGCUGAAACGUAUUCUGUCAGUGUAGCUGCAGUUAGCACUUGAGACUAUGCUUUGGCCUUAAGAACAUGACACACACACACACACACACACACACAGUUCAUGUGGAAACAAUUGGAGCCAGAUGUCAAGUAACAAUUGGAGACUGUCGACAUGAAGGCAGUCUAUUUGUGACUGUGCUGGAAUUUAUUAAUUAUGCACUGAGAUGAAUAAAACACACUUUAGCCUAGACAUUACAAACCACUGCCACACUGACAGACAACGGAGCCCGUGCACGGACGCCAACACACACUAAGGCCUUAAAUGCAGCUGCAUUCUACUGGGUAGGGUUGUCGGCUUCUUUCUGGACACACAUUGAUCUUUGUGCUUAUCACUAUCAGUGGUUUUGUUUGUUCAGGGUGGUGGGCUACUUGGUUACUCACAGGACACACUGUAUUCUCGGGGCACAGUUUGCUGAGGCGGUGACAAACCAAAGGCGAUUCGUCGCCGUUACCUGUGUGCGGGGGUUGGGCCCCUCGCAGGCUGUGCUCAGGGCGGCUUCUGCUCAUACUGCUGGCAAGUGAGAGGAAAAUGUUGGCUCACAUUGGAAUCCAUCCUGUCUCUCACACUUUGAAACAAACAAAAUCCAAAUCAAGAAAAUAAACUGAAUCUACUUAA
This is a messenger RNA of Monopterus albus (swamp eel), 7194 nucleotides long. RefSeq names its product myosin-9. The record is from RefSeq and is a predicted model, not a curated record. The transcript is spliced from 41 exons. Gene Ontology annotation, molecular function: microfilament motor activity; ATP binding; actin filament binding. Gene Ontology annotation, cellular component: cytoplasm; myosin II complex; myosin filament. Bases 206 to 6031 code for a protein of 1941 amino acids. Lineage: Eukaryota; Metazoa; Chordata; Actinopteri; Synbranchiformes; Synbranchidae.